CCCCCACAUAUUCUCCGUCAUUUUCCCUGUCCACAGUAGCCUGCAGAUAUUUUCCGCCAUAUUGAAAACUUUGUCAGUAAGAAAAAGAUUUCACACUCCCUUCCACUGCACAAUAAUUCGACAUGAUAGCUAAGCGACGGUCGGAUCAAGGGGAUGCUCUGCUUGCAGAAUAAGGAAUAAGUCACUGAAAGUGUCUUGGGUUAAGUAAACUGAUAGCCAUAGAAGCUUAGCUAAGAAAAAUCGUUUUUCAGUCUAUCAAUUAACCGGUAUCGUUCAGUCCUUCAUCUGCUCCUGCAACUCUCCUUACUGUGUUAUUGGACAUCUUACCUAUGACUAUUUUUAUCAUGUUUCAAGUUUACUGAGCAACCUUUCCUUCAGUCAAAGUCUCAACGAUCUCAAUCAGAAAAUCUUUCUCAUUUAUAAUCUUCCUUUGAAUUUGGUGUGACCCUUUCCUUGUGCUGAAGACGAGAAGAUCUUGGAAAGUUUGUCCUGUGCUUCGUUUCCUUCCAUAACGCCACUGCCUUGCUGAUUACAGCUUAAUAUUCUUUAAAUGGUGGCCAGGCCCGCUAACGGAAAUAUGAGGGAGGCUUUAAUCAUCUCCUUCCUGUUUACUUAAGCGUGUCUUUAGGCGUUUUAGGGCACUGCUCAUUCGACUGAGAGUGAGAAAACGUACUCAGCAAUGACAGCCUCGAUUUCUUCAGAAUGGAUGCCAUUUUGACACAUGUAAAAACCUGGGAUCUAGUUCUGUGAAAAUCUUCGAGGCUUUCAUUCACCACCCUUCGAUCUACCGCUUCCAUCGCGCCUGGUAAAGGAAAACACGUUUAAAAUCCUUGAAAAGCAUCUUCACUUUUUGAAACAGAUGUCUUACGGUAUUUUUGCGGGCCGAAGAUGGGUCUAUAGCCGGCUGUUUUGACCGGCUACCAGCCCGUAUUGACAGCCCUGAAUUAUUUGAAAUUGUGAAAUCUCGGUAAAUGACGUGUUUGCUUUGAUUUUAAGUUUUCAUGAUUAGGAUUUAGUGAUUGUGGUUGCCACCACAGAUGUCAGAAGUGGUUAAGAAAAAGAUGUUGUUGAUUUAUUGGUGACGAAUGACACUACAAGGUAUACUCUCAUGAAUAAUAAACGAUAAAUGAAGUGAGACUUGAUGUCUCCCAAGAAUGACAGUAUAAGAGAUAUGUUCCAUCUUCAGAUUUUUAUAAGACAACAUGGUUUGAGUAGAAUUGGAAUACGGUUUUGCUUCCUUAAUAAUAAAUAAGCUAUUAGCUGUUUGGUUUCCAGUUAUGAAUAAGGUCUUGGGUGUGUUUCACCCCUGGCCGAAAAAGGUCAACUUUUAUAUCUUAAAGUUGGUUUAAAUUGGACUUUUAUCGUAUAAACGUUUAGAUUUACCUUAUACCUUACUCUAGAGCUCACACUUAUAGGCUUACAUUCCCUAUGACUUAAAGCUAUAAGAAAGUAUAUUUUCAGCAAAUGACUUUGAUGUAUGUAAUCAUAUUUCGUAAUCAGACCUAUCCCUUAUCAUAGUGAAACAAAUUGAAUGAUUGUGAAAAUGAUUAUUGAUGAGAAAACAUGCAUAAGCCAGCGCCGCAAAAAAAAAAGGAGUUUAGAAGAAGGCUAAAUCGGGCUAUCGCUAACAUGACAGAGAGGUUAUGACUGAAGGAACAGAACAAGUCUGGAACAUCAUAGCUGAUGUGAGUAAAACCAACUAAAUCAAAUAAUAAAAAUGUAAUUAUUCGUUGGAGGACCUCUGUUCGAAGCGUUUGCUACACCUCCUUUCACAACUGUAUAAACAAGCGAGUUCUCUUCACGUACCUUUGUUACUACGAUCAAGAAAAAGAAAAAUUAACAUGUUCAUAAUUAGCUAUCGUGAAUAUAAUUUACCUGACACUGGAUAACGUAUUUUCAAAGAGAACUAAGCUCGUGUCGUAGUUUCUGAAAAUAGAUUAAAGGUUAUAACCUUGCAUCGUCUUUCUUUAAAAUCAAAAAAAAACUGUUCAUUUGUAAAAUACUCAACAUAAAUACGACCAGAAGCGUAUCCUUCUAACACAACAAAAAGCAUGCUUUUGAGUUUGAUUGUUGUUGUUAUGAGGAGAGCCUGACUCUCUCCUCACAUAUAAAAUCCGUCCGGUCCUUUUGGCGUUUCAUGGGCAGGCGAGGAGUCUUAAAAGUUAAGCCGCAAUUCUUCAAGUUCUUCGUUUGUAAUCCGUGUUAAUCUUCGCUAUCCUUAACCAUGCUCGUUAAGUUUUGGGUUAUUAUUACAUCCUUGGUGUUUUUCUAACUUAGCCAAGUAUUACUUUGAGGUUUCCUUCCAUUUCAAGGUGAUUUUGUACAUCGCAAAAAAAAAAUGAUUCAAAACUCGUGGCAAUGCUCCUUUGACGUCCACGGGAAUUUUAUGAAGCUUUGUAAUAUGGCUGAUAAUCAAAGGCACACACUCUUUCACAUUGUAAACAAAGUGAGCUCUCCUCCUCCUUCUUAUGAUGAUCGAUGGUGAAUAAUUACUUUCACAGAGUUGAAAUGCCGGCUUUGAAAAAGAUCAAAGUCAUGACCCCUUUAAAAGAUCGAUAGCAAGAAGUGUGAAAUGGAGAAAGGGGAACUGGUUUAUUUUGACAUUUUUGGCUCGAUUUUUAAUAGUGUUUUGCACGCGUUUCCAUGAUGAAUGAAAUGUCUGUUACAAGAACUUGGGGUCCAAAUACACAAAGAGGCUUUCAACACUGGAGUGCGGUUUCAUAAGAACAUCUAAAAGGAAUCCCGCCGUAAAAGAUGUUAAGCUGUCUAAUAUCGGUUGUCAAUUAAAAUAACAAAGAAGGGUUGCUCUUGCAAAGCACUUAACCCAGUUUACAGCCUUAUAAUUACCAAGGGUUAUUCUUUAAUCCUAGCCACGGGUUGUAAAGAGAUGUUAUAUUUUGCUGGAGACUGCACUUUUAGUAAAAGCAGCGAGUGAAAAAACAGUCUACAGCUGUCCGCGGUUCCAGCCACAGUUGUCAAGCUUGUUCCAGGCUCAAGAGGCGAACCUUCAUUCGAGAGACGAAUUCUCAAAGCCGAGAGAGGAACAGAAGAACUAUGAUGGAGCAUUUUGACGUGGCAGUGUCAAACAACAGCAAUGUAAAUAUUUCACAAGACGACAGGGAUAUUUCUACCAAGUCAGACGCUGGUUUUAUUGUUAUUUUCGUUACGCUAUCCAUUCUUGGACUUUUCAUAAUUGGUAUCAACGCCCUGGUCAUUUAUCUGGUGCUGACCAGGGAAUAUCUCAAGACCGUCACCAACUUCUGCCUUGCAAGUCUGGCCGUAUCUGAUAUGCUCUCAGGGCUCUAUGCUGUACCGCUUAUUAUUACCUGUAAUUCUCGCGCUAGCACCAUUAAUAUCUGUAUAGCCAUGGACUUGGGUCUAAGAUUUCUAUCGAUAUCGACCGUGCUGCAUCUUCUAUUGAUUACAAUGGAGAGAUAUUUCACUAUAGUUUUCUCGGUAAUGAGAACUACCUCUGUUAUCUCCAAGAGAACCUGCCUGGCAGUUUUGGUGCUAGUCUGGGCACUCUCACUUUUCGCCUCACUCAUUCAGCUAUCAUUCAUCAACGAAAAAACGAAGGAACCCAGUGUAGACGAUAUCAUUUACGAUUUCAUUUGCCUUGCACUCUUCGUUGUGUUUCCUCUUGUAACUAUGGCAGUGGCGUACAUUCACAUUUUCUAUACCCUGAGGAAACACUGCAAGCGAAUCAAGCGGGACGUCUCACAUCUCUCUUCAGAAUGCAUGGAACACAAUGCAAAGAAGGAAAGGAAAGCACUGAUCAUCUACGGUGCAAUGAUCUGUGUCUUCAUCGUCGGAUGGUUCAACUAUUUUUUCAGAUCGUUGCAAGAGGAUUUAGGAAACGGAUAUGGGAUUCCCUUGUGGGCUGACGGCAUUCUGAUACCGUUACGGUUCUCCACCGGGUUUUUUAACCCAUUGCUGUACACGUUCCUCAAGCAGGACUUCAGACGAGCGAGAAAAUCCUUCCACUUCUUUGGCGGGAGAGAACGAACUUCGUCUUUUCAAAGAACAUCUUGGAGUGUUUCUUCUACCAGAAGGACCUAUCUUUUGUCUGUUUCAUCCGCCGAUCACGCGGCCUCCUCUGUUUGAUUCAGGUUAUUAGUUGGCACAUCGAUCAAUAACGUUUUUCCCGCAAAAAUAAACAUAAUCGCGAAAAGUUUUCCUGCGGCCCCUUUUUGUAAUGCUUUUCACGAACUUUGAACUUCGCCUAGGCUCGAUUUCCGCCGCUCUCUCGGGCCCGGUCGGCUGGUAAUCGAGCCUAAACUUUGCUGGAAGGCUAGGCUAGGCAAGGGUAUCUGGUAUUACAAUCUAGGGUACAAUGUAAACAUCAGUGACACUAGAAAUGUACGCCUGUAAUUAACAGAUGGAAGUUACCGUUCUGUACUAGUCCAUGGCAUGAACACAUAAGAGACUCUUCACGAGAAAGUUAAGGCCCCGAAAGAAUAUACACAUACACAAAUAUGAAAUUUGUAAAUAUUCGUAUGAUUUGAAGAGACUCACAUUUGUGAACGUGACAAUCGUGAUCUACAAUUAUAAAUUUGAUUUCAAUCAGAGUGGUUUGCACCAAUACUGCUCUUUUUAAAAAGAACAUUCUGUGUCUAUCACACAAUAAAGUACGUUAUGUAAAGUUACCUGUAGCCUCUGGGUAACUCACGCAAUCUCUGAUAUGGUGGUAGAGUCACGCAUUCCUGUAGGAAAGCCACAGUAUCAGGAUGUGAUAUCCUCUUCACACUAAAAUAUAUGAAUUAAGAAUGUAAUAAGAUUAAACAUACAAUUGUGAUCCAA
This is a messenger RNA of Orbicella faveolata, 4800 nucleotides long. RefSeq names its product histamine H2 receptor-like. Gene Ontology annotation, cellular component: membrane. Gene Ontology annotation, biological process: G protein-coupled receptor signaling pathway. Gene Ontology annotation, molecular function: G protein-coupled receptor activity. NCBI's taxonomy places the organism in Eukaryota, Metazoa, Cnidaria, Anthozoa, Scleractinia, Merulinidae. The record is from RefSeq and is a predicted model, not a curated record.